This is a messenger RNA of Aegilops tauschii subsp. strangulata, 1059 nucleotides long. The record is from RefSeq and is a predicted model, not a curated record. NCBI's taxonomy places the organism in Eukaryota, Viridiplantae, Streptophyta, Magnoliopsida, Poales, Poaceae.
AUGACAAAACGACAAGCAGUUGAGACGCUUGAUAGAUCACUACAGGAUAUAAUGGAAUGUUCUUUGCCGUUUGGAGGAAAGGUUGUUGUCUUUGGUGGUGAUUUCAGGCAGGUCCUACCCGUUGUGACACGUGGGACAAGAGCACAGAUAACGGAUGCUACACUUCUGAGAUCCUAUCUUUGGGAGAAGACCCGCAAGAUACGUCUCACGCGCAAUAUGCGGGCACAGGCUGAUCCUUGGUUCUCAGAAUACCUACUAAGGAUAGGCAAUGGAACUGAAGAGACAAUUGGCGACGAUUAUGUCCGUCUCCCCGAGGACAUUGUCAUUGGCUAUACCGAGGAUGAAAAAGCUAUUAACAUGCUCAUCGAAGAUGUCUUCCCAUCUUUGCAGGCCAAUGCUAGAUCGAGAGAGUACAUGAGUGCACGUGCUAUUCUUUCAACCAAGAACGAUCAUGUCGAUGACCUGAAUGACAAAAUGAUCUCCAGGUUUCCAGGCGAAGAAAAGUUAUACCAUAGUUUUGACUCAAUUGAGGAUGACUUGCAGAAUAAUUACACAAUUGAUUUUUUGAACUCAAUCACACCAAAUGGCUUGCCCCCGCAUGUUUUGAAAUUAAAGGUCAACUGUCCAGUCAUUCUGCUCCGGAACCUUGACCCUCAUAAUGGUCUAUGCAAUGGAACACGGCUUAUGAUCAGAGCCUUUCAGGAUAAUGCAAUCGAUGCGGAGAUUGUUGGUGGUCAGCAUGCUGGAAAGAGGGUGUUUAUACCUAGGAUCCCUAUGUCACCCUCAGAGGACAUCUCACUUCCUUUCAAACUUAAGAGAAAACAGUUCCCCAUCCGCCUGAGUUUUGCCAUGACAAUUAACAAGGCACAGGGUCAGACCAUCCCAAAUGUCGGCAUUUACCUUCCCGAGCCAGUAUUCUCACAUGGGCAGCUAUAUGUUGCAUUGUCAAGAGGAGUGUCGAGAGAGACGACACGGAUUUUGGCCAAGCCAAACAAGGAUGUUGAUAAAUCCGGGAAAAGCACCAAGAACAUUGUCUACAGAGAUGUUUUGGAGAGAUGA